Leptonychotes weddellii (Weddell seal) is the source of this 3561-nucleotide messenger RNA. NCBI's taxonomy places the organism in Eukaryota, Metazoa, Chordata, Mammalia, Carnivora, Phocidae. The record is from RefSeq and is a predicted model, not a curated record.
GCUAGUGCUAGGUUUCGAUUGAGCGGGAGGACCUUCUGGGCGCUGUUACUUCACUUUCCCAGAAAAUGAAACUGAAGCUGGGCUGUGGUCACGUGACAGGUGGCUCAGUAUAUAGCCAGCUGCCUGGGGACCCUUCCUUUUUCUUCCAGAUCUGCAGGAGCGUUCCCGCCUGGAGAAGACCCAUCCCUGGAGGAAUGGAGUGUCUUUCGUGUGGGCAUGUCUCCAAAGAUGAAGCCCCCAAGUUCUGCAGCCAGUGUGGACAGAGGCUGCUUCCUGCAGCCCCCCUAGCCGAUUCUGAGAACAACAAUCCUGAGGCCAUGCCGGCCCCAGAGGCAGAAAUGGAGCGUGGGCAGGAGCUGAGGGAGGACGGCGGCCCCAAGGUGGCAUCAGACCUUGAGGGAGAGAUGGAGCAUGGACAGGAGCUCAGGGAGGAUGGUGGCUCGCUCUUCUCCCCGGGCUCAAGUCAUCUCCCGCAGGCAGAUCCGGAUGAGCCCCCUUCCAGCGUCUCCUUGGCCUGCCGAAGAGUGAGAAGAAGCAAAAGGAAGAGAGGGAAGAAGAGAAAGAACCAGAAUGCCUCCACUUCCGCAGAGCUGGACUCCUUGUUGGAGGCCUCCUCCAUCCCCAGUAGUGUCAGCUCGCUUGCAGACCCCAGCUUCCAGGACUCAGCCCCACCCCAGAGCCGGGCUCCGCAAGGUGGUCCGACCCGCCAGCCGAGCCAGCCCCCGGGUGCCACCCCGACGCCACCAGAGGGUGGUGACCGCCCAGAGCCCGUGGGGCAUGUCGAGGCUGGUGGCAGCCCUCUGCAGGACCAGCCCGGGGGAGGUGCCCUCCUGAACGGGAAGAACCAUGACACCCCCGAGCCCUCCCAGGGCAGAGGCCCCCCCCAGGAGCGGGCUGGUGCAGCCACCUCUGCCAGCAAAGACUGUCCUGGCAAGGAAGGUGCUGCUCAGGAGCUUCUGCCGCCUGAGUCCAAGCAGGGCUCUGAGCCCAGGAAAGAACCACAGACUGCCGCGCAGCAGGCUGGGGCCCGUGCCUCUGGGGAAAUUGCUGCUGCAGCCCAGCCGGCUGAGCCCGUGGGAGGGGCUGGGGAAAAAGUGAAAGCCAAGACUCAGAACAAGAAACAGCCGCCAGCAAGCGCCCCUGCUUCCCCAGAACACCGCCAGGAAGCUGAAACCAAGAAGACAGCCAUUACUGGAGACAAAGCAGGUGGAAGUGAGAAGGCCAAGCCAGAGGGUCCGAAGAAGCCAGAAGGGAAUAACAAGAGUCGUGUGGCCGCGGUGAAAAAUGAGAAGGAGCAACAGAACCGCAAAGCCGGAGCAUGUGAAGUGAAGGAGAGCCCACUGAGUCAGCAGGAGAGAAUCACGGUGUACUUCCAUGCAAUCAUCUCUAAGGAUUUCAGCUUCGACCCCAGCCUCCACAAAGUGUUUGUCAAGGGGGGAGAAGAAUUUGGGAAGCCCAAGUGGAGUUUGAAGGUCUGUGAGAUGCACUGCACCAAAGACCUGCAUGAGAACGGGUUCCUCGUGGAAGGCAGCGCUGUCCUGUCCCAGCAGCACCUGAAUAAACCCAUUCCUUACAAGUACGUCGUCAUGCGCAGCAAGGGCCACGUGGAAUAUGAGUACAUCUACAAACAUCAGCAGAGUGGCGAGCACGUCAACCGCUGCCUGCGGGUGGUGGCUGCGCUUCUGGGCUCGGGGGGAGUCUGGCACCAGUAUGAUGAUGUGGUUCGUAUGAGGUGCCCGGGGAUGCUUCAGAGGAUGAUGAAUUCUCUGACGGACGGUAUAAGGAAGGACGUGGUGAAGGGGAAGCAGAUCGCGGCCACCAUCAUGCUGGACAGCAUCUUCAGCAUCCUGCAGACCUGGAACGCCAUCAACCUGAAGAGCUUUUUCACCCAGUUCCAGCAGUUCUAUGUUGUCGUGAAAGUGCCCAUGAUCUACGAAGGCCAGGCACAGCCCUGGCACGCUCUGCAGUACGAUGAGAAGGAGGUGAAGAGAAACCUGUGGGAGUAUUUGAAAAAACAAGCGGUGCCAUUUCUGGAAAGAAGUGGGGGCCCUCUGCCUGAAGACAGCCCAGUGAGGAGUAAAUUGAGAAUGGGCCUGAUUAUCCUUUUUGCAGUGGAAAAAUUUGACAUUCCCUUAUCAGAGAAUGACCUGAUGUUGCUCUGUAGCCUUCUUUGCUCAAACACCGGUUCACCAGGUGACCUUGACAGUGACCUAAGGCACAUCUUUGGAAUAUGUGACAGCUGGCGAGAGUUCUUGGUCAACUUGUGCCGACGGUGCAUAGUGAAAACAGUGGACCUCUGGGUGCUCACCCUGCCCGUCUUGCACCACUGUCUGCUGUCAUCCCCUCAAGGAAGGGACUGCAGGAAGCAGCCUGAGGACACCUGGGCGGCCCUGGAAGGAAUCCCCUUCUCUGAGUUUCGGGAAAGAAGGCUAGAUCAGACACAGUUAGUUCAGCUCAUGGGAGAGCAGAGCCAUUUGCUGUAUGUAGAUGCGUGUCUGUUCCGGUCCUGGUUCAGUCUGCUGCCUCUGAGCAACUUGGUUUCCUAUAUGAAGAACCUCAUGGACUAUCUGAGUCACUUCCCAGCUUGCAUCCUGGACUGCCUUCUAGGGACGUGGUACCGGCUUCAAGAGUUCACAGAAGUCUUUGGCAAAACUCUGGAGAACAUUGAGGAAAUGUUUCAAAUGCUGUUGCACCUCCUGGAUAUUUAUCAGGACAAGAUUCUUGAGGAGCCCUUGAUAGAGUCCUACUUGACUGUGUGCCUGAGACUUCAUGAAACUAUCUGCAGAAUCACAAAAGACCAAAAGUUUUAUGAGCUGCCUGCCUUAUCUGCUGAGAUUGUUUGCAGAAUUAUUACACUUAAGCCUCUAGUGCAGGAUUCAGCCGAAGGGCCGAGAAAGGAAGCCGGGAAGGUUUCUGUGCAAACAGUGUUCCAGUCGACGGUCACCCGGACAAGAGUUUGGCUUCAGGACAUUUUCCGGGAGAGCAUCUUUUAUCACUUCUACUUGUCACCUGUCAUGUUCAGAUACCAGGAGGAAAUCAAGGUCUGGAGACGGCUGGCGGAAAUAAGCUUCCCCGUGGAGUAUGGCUGGAAGGAGUUCUUGAUGGGAGACUUGGAAGGGAGAAUCAAACAGGAGAAGCCUCUCGUCCAGAUCACCGCCUUCUGCAGCCCGCACUGGGAUGCCACAGGCCUAGAGGACAGCGUGUCGAAAUGCUUCGAGAAGUGUGUCAUUGAAGCAGUGAGCUCAGCCUGCCGGUCUCAGACCAGUAUUCUUGAGAGAAUCUCUUCUCAUGACCUGCGGAAAUUUGGCACUCUUGUGUCGGCUGUGAUCACUAAGUCCUGGCCGAGAAACAACGGGGAGGCCGUGGAUGACCUGGAUGAGGUUUUAAAGCACCUGCUCACAUGGCCGGACAUCAAGCAUCUCUUCAGGUUGUGUGGUACGUCUGUGUGGGGUGCUGGGAACGCUUGCUCUGUCUGCUUGUGUCUGCCCGACCCCCGGGGUAGGGGAACAGACUAUGACCUGGUACUUCAUUAGGAUGUGUUGAUGUUCGACAAAGGAAGCA